Molecule: messenger RNA, 2282 nt
Organism: Microtus oregoni (creeping vole)
Lineage: Eukaryota; Metazoa; Chordata; Mammalia; Rodentia; Cricetidae
Product: solute carrier family 25 member 43
Exons: 5
Coding region: 1-1026 (341 amino acids)
Biological process (GO): transmembrane transport
Source: RefSeq, a predicted model, not a curated record
AUGGCUACGUGGAGGCGGGAUGGCCGGCUAACCGGCAGCCAGCGGCUGCUGUGUGCAGGGCUGGCGGGAGUGUUCAGCCUCAGCCUCACGGCGCCCCUGGAGCUCGCCACCGUGCUGGCCCAGGUCGGCGUGGCGCGAGGCCACUCCCAGGGGCUGUGGGCCACUGGACGCCAAGUGUGGCUAGCCGAGGGGCCGAGGGCCCUGUGGAAGGGGAAUGGCGUGGCGUGCCUGCGCCUCUUCCCCUGCAGCAUGGUGCAGCUGGCUGCCUACCGAAAGUUUGUUGUGCUGUUCAUGGAUGACCUGGGCCGUAUUUCCCAGUGGAGCUCCAUUGUGGCCGGAAGUCUCGCGGGCAUGGUCUCCAUGAUUGUCACCUACCCUACGGACCUCAUCAAAACCCGGUUGAUUGUGCAGAACAUGCUGGAACCAUCUUACAGGGGGCUCAGCCAUGCUUUUUCUACUAUUUAUCACCAAGAAGGGUUUCUGGCCCUUUAUCGAGGGGUAUCCCUCACAGUUUUAGGCGCUGUUCCCUUCUCUGCUGGUUCCCUUCUAGUCUACAUGAACCUGGAGAAAAUCUGGAAUGGACCCCGGGACCGCUUCUCUCACCUGCAGAACUUUGCCAAUGUCUGCGUGGCUGCUGCUGUGAGCCAGACGCUUUCCUUCCCCUUUGACACCGUGAAGAGAAAGAUGCAGGCUCAGAGUCCUUAUCUUCCCCAUCAUGGAGGAGUAGAUGUCCAUUUCUCAGGAGCAGUGGACUGCUUCCAGCAGAUAGUGAAGACCCAAGGGGUCCUGGGCCUCUGGAGCGGACUGACAGCUAACUUACUGAAGGUCGUUCCAUAUUUUGGAGUUAUGUUUAGCAUGUUUGAGUUCUGCAAAAGAAUUUUUCUUUAUCAAAAUGGUUACAUCCUGUCCCCACUGACCUACAAACUGACCCCAGGGGUGGACCAAAGUUUGCAGCCCCAGGAGUUACGGGAACUAAAGAAGUUCUUCAAGCCCAGAAAACUGGAAUCUAAGAAACCAACUCUGUAGAGCUGAAUGGACGGCGUGCAGCAGUCGCAAGUGACUAUGCCCUCCUAGCUGUGCACAUUGGGAGGAAUGAGAGGGUCCUUCUGCCUGCUGCUCUUGGAGAUGUGACCACGAGGCCAUACAUCACAUCAGAACCCCAAAUUUUCCCUGUGAAUACCUGUGCCUUGAGAAGCUUUUGUGACACUGCUCUGUCACAUGGCGCUCCACCAGACUGUACGGAAGCCUAGUGGCAAUCAGAUGCACAGGAUAUGGCAUCUUGCAGCUGAAGUAGCAGAGCAGAGACCAUGUCACAAGCCCAGUCCCCAGAGUCCAGGUGAAGUAAUCCAAGUUUCUCUAACUGUGACCUGUGGCUUCCCCAUAUAGACCUCCUUAAACUUAGACCUUUGUGAGCUUCUGAGAGCACAAACCACCAUGUAGGUUAGGCCUUAGCAAAAAUCCUAAAUGAAAAGUUUUUGGUGUUUUUUUUUUUCAAAUGAUCUUGCUAUGAAGUGCAGGCUGCCCUCAUUCAUGAUCUUCCUGCCUAGACUCCCAGACACCUGAGAUUUCAGGUGUACACUGCAAUGCUCAUCCUUGGAACCCUAAUUCUUUUUUUUUAAGAUUUAUUUAUUAAGCAUACAAUGUACUGCCGGCCAGAAGAGGGCACCAGGUCUCAUUACAGAUGGCUGUGAGCUACCAUGUGGUUACUGGGAAUUGAACUCAGGACCUUUGGAAGAGCAGCCAGUGCUCUUACCCUCUGAGCCAUCUCUCCAGCCCCGGAACCCUUAUUCUUUAUUGAAAACUCAAGCACCCCAAGCCUAGAAGCUUCUAUUUCAAGAAGGCAGUUUUCCCCAUGACUUCUUAAGGAUGCACUGACAUUCCUGACUGACGUCAUGCACAGUUCCAGCAGCCUUGAUUAUCUGCCUUUUUAACUUCUUUUAUAAGCCGACCCUGAAAAUAAAUUAUUCAAUCAUUUUCUGUUAUUCUCACAAGAUGCCCUAAUUGGCAUAAAAUAAAAAUCUUUUAGGCUAAUCACCCAUUGGAGAAACUUUUGCUUGUUUGUUUUUUGUUUGUUUUAAUGUAAUCAAAUGAGGAUUCCAUGUAAAAUUCAUAUAGCUGUACUUUCCAAAUAGUACCAAUCAUGUAUUUUAAACACAUUAAUAUGUUAACACGAUGUGCUGGUGCCCACUGCAGUCAUAGCCCUUGGGAGGCUAAGGCAGGAAGAUCAUGAGUUCAAGAUCAGCCUUAGCUAUGUAGGUAAGUUUAAGUUGUUCUUGUGCAUA